GCAAUAACAAUAAGAUUGUAGCCUUACAGAGCAAUAGUUUUUGGCUGCCGGGGUCAGUAACCUCCAUUGAAAAGUUGGAAAAACUCAGAAGAAGAAGGCAAAUAAUUUAAAAACUAUAAAAAAAUAAAUAAUGAAGACCAAUUGAAAAGUUGCUCACAUUGCACAUUGACAUAGUGGCAAAUUGAAUCUGCAAUAUAUUUUCAAAAGGAGUAUAAAACCCUGUCAUAUCAUAUGGUGUCAAAAAAUGUCCUUUACCAGAUAUUAGAAACCACUAGCUUUUUAGCUGCUGCAUCACUAUACCUCUCAGAUAAAGCAGGAGUUCUGAAGGAUGGUAAAUCAUGAUGGUACAGGGCACAUAUUCUGAGAUACCAAAAAGCACCCUUUAUUGGGGGAAAGAAUAGGAGAUAGCAUGGCAGGAUAGUGACAGUACAGCAAGAGGUGAUAGUAAUGCUUUAUAUCAGUGCUGCCAAACCUGAAGUCCAUAUGACAGAAAGGUCUACUUUAUAGAAACCAAUGGGGCCCAAAAAGUAAAUAAAACCAACAGAUUUUACUCUCAUUGCAGACUCUUACAUGCACUGAUGCAUGACUAUGUGGUCUUGGAUAGCUGGUAGGGUAUUGGAGUCUAGGGAAAUGGCACAAACAUCAGUUUACAAUGUGUCAUUGUAUGAAGGGGAGUUUCCGAAUUAGAUCUUCGUCACGAGAGGUGUGCACCACUGAAACUCAGGGGACUACAGACAAAGGCUGACAGACACACACCUGGAGACAAUAGGUCUGAGCUAGAGAGAGCCAUUAUACAUCAUACAGGCAAAGCCAUAAAUAUGAUCAACCUUGGGAUUUUUAAUUCUGUCUACGUGUCUUCAUUUCUUAUUUUGAUCGGCGCCUCUGGAAUUCCAGUGAUAGAAAUUAUCCCACAUCAUACAUUAAAUUUGCCACCCACAAAUUUUACAGCUCUUGGUGAUCCCCAACUUAAUACUGUGUGCAGUGAGCAAUGCAUAAUACAAAAAUCACUACAGGACCAAUUAGACCAAGUUCAACAGCUGGACUAUGAGACCACAUAUUCCAAUGGCAGCCGCACACUAACUACCAUAGAGUUGAAAUUGCCACAGAAUCAAAAGAAGCUAGAAGACAAGAGAUCCUAUUCGCUGCGGUCUCGGCGGCAAAUCUAUGGUCCAGAUGUAAGGUUUUCCAUCCGCAGUCGGAAAUUUCUGCAGGACUUCCCUUUUGCAGCAGCUGUGUAUGUGUCCACGGGAUGUACUGGGGUUCUUGUGACAGAACGGCAUGUCUUAACUGCAGCUCAUUGCAUCCAUGAUGGCAAAGAUUAUGUUCAGGGAGCACGUAGGCUGAGAGUCGGCUUUCUUAGGCCAGGAGUAAAUCCAUCACUGCGUUGGGUGCGUGUCAAAUCCACUAGAGUUCCACGCAGAUGGAUUGGUGCACCUGCAGAACUCAGUAUGGAUUAUGAUUAUGCUCUUCUGGAACUACGGAGGCCACAAUCUCAGCCUCACAUGUCUUUGGCAGUCUCUCCUCCUCUGCAGAACUUGGCUGGGGGUAGAGUACACUUCUCAGGUUUUGAUAAUGACCGUCCUGGGGAGCUAGUGUACCGCUCAUGUAGAGUUAAACAACAAACAGCUCACCUGCUUUAUCAGCACUGUGAUGCACAGCCCGGUGCUAGUGGCUCUGGGGUUUAUGGGCGGCUGUGGAAUAAAGGUCGCUGGGUAAGAAAGGUCAUUGGUAUCUUUUCAGGACACCAGUGGGUAGAAGUGUUUGGGCAACCAAGGGAAUACAAUGUGGCAGUCAGACUUACACCCCCAAAAUAUGCACAGAUCUGCUACUGGAUCCGAAGCUCUAGCUGCAAAGAUGGAUGAGUGACUUGAGCAGGGGCAAACUGGAAUACAGCAUACAAUAGCACUUUCACUGCUACCCAUUAUGAUUGUCUUGUUGUUCUGCUAGUCAAAAUAGAAGUUUCUAUCAAUGCACAAGAGAAAGCUCAACAAUUACCAAUAAUAAUAACCUUAUUAAUUUCUUUGGGAUAAACGUUCAAGUUGAAUUUCUCUGCCAUACUUCCAAACCUGUAGAAUAAUAUAGCUAUGUUAUGGUCAUCAUGGUCAAUGCUCAACAUGAGUCCAGAGCUUAAUGACUACAGCAGGCCUCAUCAAAUGAUUUUAAAAAAAGUGUCAAAGAAGUUAAAUGUGGGACUGAUCAGUGGGAGAGUGAAAGAUCUCACCUCCCCAUAAAGUGCCUGUGGGCAAGUAAUGCACAGAACGGCAAAGCAUAAAGACUGCAUCUACAUUGAAGGAAUUCCAGUUAUUUAUAAAAUGUGUUUCCUACUUUUAAACGCAUUAAUAUAACUUUAAAAUGUAUUAUGGGAUAGAAGCAAAAAAGUUGCAACAAAACUAAGCUGCCAUUAUAGGAUGGAAUUGUCUACCAGCUGGUAACUGCUUCAUUUCAUUGACACACUUAUUUGUUCAAUAGGAACAAGACACUUUUACAGUUUAAAUAAUAAAUUAUAGAACAAGGGGCAAUGAAUGAAAGCAUUUAGAGAUUUGUAUUGAGCUGAAACCUAAUCCUCCAGAGACUCAUCUCAAACCUAUUUAAAAUUAUAUGAAUUAGCAGCAGAUCAUUUACUGCAAGAUUUACUUUUCAUUGUGAUUCAUGGGUCAAUUCAAUUAGACUGUGUAUCUUGCACUUGAAGUGCGGGAUUAUUGUUCUGUUCCUAUUCAUUUAGCAACAAGUGAUUACACAAAUCAAGUAGGUUAUGAAUCAGCCUGGAUAUAAUUUAUGUGGUUUAUAAGUCUACAAAUUGCUGGUAAGAAAGAGGCCAAAGUGAAGUAACCAGAAUGCCAUGAUACCAUACCUUACUGAGGCCUAGGAUCCAUCUUAACUUUUAAAGGGAGAUCUAAAGUUGUUCAAUGUGUCUGUCAGUGCAGCAUCAAAAGCUUAUUAGAGACACUUUCUGCACAUUAGCUGCCUUCCACAAAUGGCCAUACAUGGCAACAUCCGCUUGUUGGUGAGGUUACCAAAGAGCGAAUCUCACCUAAGGUGGGUGAUAUCAGACUAGGUGGGUGGCAUCAGACUAAUAACCCAGGGUCAAACAAUCAAACAACAGACAAGAAAAUCAAUUUAAGGCCAGAUACCAGUCGGGUAGGCCAGUGCGAUAUACGGGCAGAUUUCAGCUGCCGAUUCGGGUCCUUCAGACUGAUUCAGCAGCUUAACCGUGUAUUGGCACCCCCCACAGGCCUGCUGAUGUGAUGGCCCAUAUACCUGCCAUUUUAAUUUGAUUAUAGGUAAUAGAGAUACUAGGGGAGCCAGACAUGCAAAACAAUGCACCAAAGAUGUAAAGGUGGCCAUACAUGCUAAGAUCACGACCUCGCCAAGCAAGCGGAUCUUCUCCAUAAAUCCCC
Molecule: messenger RNA, 3398 nt
Organism: Xenopus tropicalis (tropical clawed frog)
Lineage: Eukaryota; Metazoa; Chordata; Amphibia; Anura; Pipidae
Product: serine protease 23
Exons: 2
Coding region: 819-1862 (347 amino acids)
Biological process (GO): proteolysis
Molecular function (GO): serine-type endopeptidase activity; serine-type peptidase activity
Source: RefSeq, a predicted model, not a curated record